AUGGAGGAGCAGAGCAACAUCGCCCCGCAACGUCGGACCCUCGUCAUCCGCGUGCUCGAUGACUUUCGUUGCGACGAGCAGCAUCCUGACGCAUCGAAGAAGAAGAUGAAGAAGAGGAUCGGAACAUUCUUGCUGAAUGUUUUGAGUGAAUCCAACCCUAGGUGCCAAAGGGCUUCCAUGCUCUCAGGAAACGAAUGCUUGCAAUGCAUCUUGGAGAAACGAAGUCAGAUCAAUGCCGGAGUGCUCAAGACCGUUCGAUGA
Molecule: messenger RNA, 261 nt
Organism: Guillardia theta CCMP2712
Lineage: Eukaryota; Cryptophyceae; Pyrenomonadales; Geminigeraceae
Exons: 1
Coding region: 1-261 (86 amino acids)
Source: RefSeq, a predicted model, not a curated record